AUGGACCCAGCUCCCGAAAUCGAUCGGUUAUGGCAAGCGAGUCUUGAAUGGGACAGUAAUUUACCAGAGGACUUAGAUAAGUUAUGGGGUCAAUUUGUAAAAGAGUUGCCGUCAAUCGAUAAAAUAAUGUUGCCUCGACAUAUCGACAUGCGCGUGUAUUCGAAAAUUGAAUUAGUAGGAUUUUCCGAUGCCUCGCUACGUGGCUACGCGGCCGUUGUAUAUUUGCGGGUGGUAGACAGUUCCGGUCAUGCCACGGUGAAUUUCGUCACCUGUAAGACCAAAGUAGCACCAAUCAAAACCACUAAAUGUCAAACUACAGUGCCGCGCCUCGAACUCUGUGCUGCUCUAUUACUCGCUACUACAUUAAAUCGCGUAAAAACCUGUCUAGACAUUGAUAUUUCAAAUAUUUAUGCGUGGACCGACUCUACGGUAGUAUUGUCGUGGUUAACGGUCAGCCAAAAAUCAUUUAAAUGUGAUGACAUUGAGAAUCAAGAACAUAGUGACAAUCCGUCUACUCAAGUAGAAAUUGGAGCACUUCGUCGUCUAUUGCAUGUCAUUCACGGGGACCAUCACGUAAGAGGCAAGCACGAACGACUACUGAAAAAGUGGAGGAUGUGUUGA
Adelges cooleyi (spruce gall adelgid) is the source of this 621-nucleotide messenger RNA. RefSeq lists its product as uncharacterized. NCBI's taxonomy places the organism in Eukaryota, Metazoa, Arthropoda, Insecta, Hemiptera, Adelgidae. The record is from RefSeq and is a predicted model, not a curated record. The coding region runs from base 1 to 621 and encodes 206 amino acids. The transcript is spliced from 3 exons.